UUUCGAUUAAUUUCCACAUUUUCACAGCAAUGCCCCCACGUUAGCAGUUAGAAGGUGGAUUUGUCGCCAGCUGAUGAAAUGACGUCAUUAGAAAAAAAUGGCAAACCGAAAGAAUAUAUGGAAGAAGACAUAACAUAUAAUAGGAAACACAAAAAGCAUGGGACGAGGAAGACCGCUAAGCAAUUUUGGAUAUUCAAUAUAUGUUUUUUGCUGGCAUUUGCGCCAUACCUCUCAAUUAUGGGCUUACAAAGUAGUAUCAACAUCGAGGAAGGCAUUGGAACACUUUCCUUGGGAGUGGCUCAUGCAUCGUCAAUUGUUUUUGCUAUAUUUAUAACUCCCAUUGCUAUCAGAAGAUUUGGAUCACAUCGUGCAAUUGUCAUUGGAGAAUUAGGAUAUUUGAUUUACAUUUUGGCUAACUUUUACCCCAAAUCUUAUAUCAUGAUAAUUGCCGGCGCUUUAGUUGGAUGUGGCGAGGCCUUGGUGUGGACGGCAUUACCUAUGUAUUUUUGGCAUUUUGGGUAUCAACAUGGAGAGUUUGGAACCAAACCGUUUGAAUCAUAUGUUUUGAAAUAUAAUGGCCUAUUUUACGGGAUGUUUCAAUUGGGUCAGAUUUUUGGCAGUUCUGUCAGCUACGGCGUAUUAUCUGGAUUCAAAAAAAAUGCACAAGGAUUAUCUAAUUCGAACAACUCAUCCGCAAAUCUUUUUCAAGAAAACGAAACGGACUUGAAACCACACCUUCAAUAUCAAUACUGUGGAGCAAACGAUUGUCAAAGUCCGAAUGUUACCAGCGAAAACAUUGAUAGCUACGUUCCAGCUGAUUCGUACUCAGUGUACAUCCUAAUUUCUAUAUUUUGUGCAAUGUCUCUCAUUGGAAUUUGCCUUCAUUUUAAAUUUCUUCCGAGAGCGAACACAAAGCCACUAGAAGUUGAAUCUAAUGACCAUGACGUGUUGUACGAAAAGAAAAAUACUGACGAUGCAAGUAAAAUCAUUACCCAGAAUUUCUCGUAUGUAUCAACUCUUAAGCAUACAUACAAGCAAUUUUUCAACUCAAAACAAUUGCUGGUGUCACCUGUUCUGUUUUACAUUGGAAUAUUCGCUGCCUUCAUAUACAGUGAAAUGAAUAGAGCUUACGUGUCGUGUGUGCUUGGGGUCGAGCUAGUGGGAGCUGUAAUGAUUGUUUACGCAUUUGUCAGCGGCUUUAUGUCAGCAUUAACGCCAAGAAUAAUCUCUAAAUUCGGUAGAAAUAUUGUAAUGAGUAUCGCAUGCGUGAUAGACUUGUUAAUCUUCAUAUUCUGUUUGCUGUGGAGGCCACAAGAUGAUACAAAGUACCUUGUUUACUUGGUUGGUGUUGUGUGUGGCCUUACUGAUGGAACGUGGACGAACUGCAGCAUGGAUUUUUACACGGAAUAUUUUCCGCAUAAUCAAGAAAUUUCUUUCACGGUCUGGAAUUUUUGGAUAACGCUUGGAUCAGCCGUUGCAUACUUAUGGAGUCCCCACUUAUGCGUCAGUGUAAAACUUUACAUUGACAUCGGAUUGCUUAUAUUUAGUAUGAUGUGCUAUGCGGGAGCGGAGUACAUUCAUAAUAAAGAAAAGAUACUUGUGCACAAAAAGAAGAAUAAUCAACACUCAAGCGUUACUAACAACCAACACCGCUAAAAUAGCCUCAACUCUUUGUCCCUCUUUGUCAAAUAUGUUGUAGUUGUCACCUAAACAUUUAAUAUUCUGAAGCCAUAAAACAAAUUUUAAUCAAUGCUAACUAUGCAAUCAAAAGAAACUAGCAAACUAUUGACAAAAUGCGGGAAAAAUUGCAAAUUUUCCAGAGAGGUCAAUGAUUAAAUAGGGCCUGUUUAAAGUGUACGCUCAAACGCUUUUAGGCAACUUCAAUACUCAAUUUAAAAAUUGGUAUUAUAUAAUCAUCUCGAAUUAUCAUGUGGUGGGAGAGGUUGCUCUUGCAUGUUACUUGUCUCCUUUUAUGGCAAGUGAUUAUUACUACUUAUCGAUCUCGAUCGGUAAGUAUUUUGAUAGGUAUUUGUCUGUUAGACACUUUCGUUACGCGAUAUUUCACGAAAGCGAGGUUGAAUCUGCUCCAAAUGUUGUAUUUGCAUUCAUCAUA
Styela clava is the source of this 2113-nucleotide messenger RNA. Its product is annotated as protein unc-93 homolog A-like. The record is from RefSeq and is a predicted model, not a curated record. NCBI's taxonomy places the organism in Eukaryota, Metazoa, Chordata, Ascidiacea, Stolidobranchia, Styelidae.